Messenger RNA from Carassius carassius (crucian carp), 4573 nucleotides. Its product is annotated as coiled-coil domain-containing protein 136-like. NCBI's taxonomy places the organism in Eukaryota, Metazoa, Chordata, Actinopteri, Cypriniformes, Cyprinidae. The record is from RefSeq and is a predicted model, not a curated record. The transcript has 9 exons. The coding region runs from base 94 to 1488 and encodes 464 amino acids. Gene Ontology annotation, biological process: acrosome assembly; single fertilization. Gene Ontology annotation, cellular component: acrosomal membrane.
CUGCGCCUGUUUCACUGGUUAGUGUGUGUUUGGACAUCUAACUCCCCUCCAACCCCCACCCCCCACUUCCUGAGGCCUGUCACCACGACAACCAUGGACUGCGGAUUGCGUCUGCCGCCCGUCAUUGAGGAGGUCUUGGAUCCUGCAGAUGAUGUGUGUGACUUCAAAGUGGAGCGGCCAGGUUUAGGCAGAGAAAUGACGGCCAAAGAGCGAGGCUCACUGGAGGAUAACGAGGAAAGAGACCAGGAGGAGGUGGAGGCCGGAAAUGGAGAGAAGGGGCAGGAGGAUGAGAGGGAAAAGAUGGAGGUAAAGGAGGAGGAGAAGGAGGGGGAAAGAGAGGAGCAAAGAGGAGUGGAUGAAGAAGAUGAACUGGAGGUACUGAGGUCGCAGGUGGUGCAGCUGCUCCUGGAGCUGGAGGAGACCAGAGAAGUGUCGCAACGACACGAGGAGAGCUACAACGAGCUUCAGGGUCUUUUGGAGGAAGAGCGGCUGGCAAGCGCCCACCAGGCUGAGACCUUUACGAGACAGAUCCAGAGACUUCAAGCCCAGCUGCAUUCAGUGCAAGAGGAGCUGGACAGUCUUGAGGAGGAGAAGGCCAGCGAGCUAUGGGAGGCGCAGGAGGAGCUGCGUGUGGCACAGGAGGAGGUGCAGGAGCUGCAGCAGGCGGCGGAGGAGGCGGCAGCUGAGCGAGAGAAUGACAUCGCCCUGCUGCAGGAGGAACUGUGCCGUGUGCGCGCCGCGCUGGAGCGUCUGCGCGGCACCACGCAGGAGUACGAGCUAGAGCUGACCACACUGAGGGCCGAAAUCAGCAUGAAGAACCAGCGCAGAGAAGAGCAGGAGAAAGCAGGAGGAGAAGGUGACAUGGACCAGCUGAUGGAGGAGUGCCGCUGCUUGAAGGACGAGUGUCAGACUCUGAAGAAUGACAACAAGCAGCUCUCUGAGAAACUGGAGAUGUUGGAGCAGCAGCGAGCCAGCUCAGCUGAAUCAUGCCUGGCCCUCAAAGCAGAGCAGAAUGAUGGAGAAAAUGACACAAAAAAAGAUGUAGAAAAAGAGGUGAAGGCUGAGGGUUUCGUCCGCACGUUUGAAGUAGGAGGUGGGAAUCCGAUGGACGCUUACACCCAAAAGAACAUCUUGUUUGAGGGGAAACCCAUCACGCCGAUGGGGAAGAGUGGAGGGUUUUCAGAGGUGUUUUCCCUCAGAGACCUGCUGAAACAAGCCGAGGAGAAAGGAUCACAGGUCCAGAGAGAGUGUGAGGGACUAAAAGGAGAGCUUGUGGAACUGCAGGGGCUGUAUGAGAGCAGCCAGAGGGAGAGGGCGGAGCUAGAGGCGGAGCUGCUGCAUUGUAGGGCGGAGCUUGAUCGGCUGGCUGGGAGGAAGGCUCAGAGCUCCACUCCUUCGUCUGAGUGCCCUAUUCUCUCCAUACACUUCAUAGGAAUGGUUGUAAUAAUGGGCCUGAUAUGGUGCUGCUGGAAGGAACUCUUGUCCUAAAGGGGGAAAGGAGAGUGAGGGAGACUGGAACCUGGUGAUGGUUGUUGCAGUGGCAGCAGCAGCAGUUCUACUCAUUCCUACUUUCACCAGAGCUCUGGCCUGAGACCUGGACAGGAAGUGACCUCAUCGUCCCACUCUGCCCAUGGUACACAAUUCUAUCACCCUGACCACACUUAACCACCAAUGGGAACUGAAAACCACCACUUAGCUGGGAACACGAUAACACAUAGCCUCCAAACUUGAUGCUUUUUGGUGUGCAUCGUGAUGCUGGUUGUUUGCCGUCUCAACUGCUUUGCUCUGCUUUUGUAGACAAUCAUAUCCGUUUCAACCAGCAGUGCAACAGACACUGGCGCCAGGCUGUGAGUAUUUAAACUGUCAGAAUGGACGAUGACUCUGAGAGCUUCUGAUUGAUCUGGCUCCCUGCUUUCCAUUUCAUUAGUUGUUUUCUUUCCCAAAACUCUUUGCCUUAUCACUUUUCAAUAGAACAUUUGCACAUUUUACCUCUAUAAGCAGAUUCCUGAUCGCUUGGGGACCGAAGAGGACACCUUUUUCAUCAACAAUGCUUUGGAUGCAACAUAUCGCUUUGUGCUUCAUUGCUUUUGGAUUAGGUAGGAGCAUGCAGUACUUAUUUAAUCUUCCUGGAUCUUCCCAUUUUGAAUAAUUACUUACCGAAGUCUCCCGAAUAUAGUCAAAAUCAUAUGUGUUUAGGUUCACUUACCGAAAACUUCUUUCACUUUCGACCAUGGCAUGUUCUCUUUGGUUUCUAACUCAAAAACUCUGUAGGUAACUGUACAAUACUUCUCUAUAGGCUAGCGAAGGAGAAUACUCAUCUAAUGUAUACUAUUUGUCAUUUUUACAUAUAUUUUGGUGAAAAACUUCAGAGUUUGAAGAUUCCAGGUGGUUUAAGGUUAUUCUAGCAUGUUAAUGUGCUUAUUUUAAACUUACACAGAUAUUUUUGUAUCUGAAUUGUUUAUUCCAAGACAUUAAAUUUGUAGAUUGAUUUUAUGUGUGUAGAUUGAUAAAUGAUGCUAAAGAGUGAUAGAUAUUUUUAUACAAGGGUUGACUAAUGCAUUCACUUAAAGAACACUAAAAGAAUUCUGAAACAAGUGUAAUGAGCAAGCACAGAUCUACUGUAUUCCACUAAUGUUGCAUUGAUGAUUUCUUCUGAAGUUAUUUGCCGUUUUAAUUUUUGCAUGUUUGCAAUAACAAGACACAGCUGACAUAUAUAUCUAUACAAUCUCUUCUCUGCAAAGAAACUUACAGAGUUUGAAAGGUUUUACAGAAAGUACAAAAUGUCAUGAAAAAGUAGUUCUCAUCUGGUGUCUGGACCCAAAAACGAGAUGCAGGAUGUUUAUUUUAGAAAAAACUGUCCUAAAAUAAAAUUAAAAUACUGUAGCAAAAUGAAAAAACUUAUAAAAAUGCAAAAUAAGACCUGAAAUGCUUUCCAUACCUUUUGUAGUCAGUAAAUCUUCACAAAUCGUAUCAUGCAUAUCCUUGGACCUAUGCAGUUCAUGCUAAUAUUAAUAAAUGUUAAAUGUUUGACCUUCUUUUUUUCUCUCUCAAAAUACGAAAAAUAUUUUCUUAGUUUAUUUGGUUGCCACUUGAUGUGAGUGUAAAAACCAGCUGAGAACUACUAUCAUAAACCCUUACAUAAUAGCAUGACAAAGAUGUUUCGUACAAUGCAAUUCAAAUCUGUAGCACAAAAAACGUAAAUAACAUGUAUUGAGUAGCUAGCUAAUAAGAAUGCUAGAAGCAGAAACUUCCAUACUGCCUUUCACCAAAAAAAGUUAUAAUGAUAAGAAACUUGUCUUAAAUGAUGUUUAUUUCACUAAAGAUGUUUAAAACUUAGAAAUAUGUACUUAUAUGUAGCAUUUUACAUCAGAGGUCACAAUUUUGAGGUCUGGGUGUAUUACAGAUGUACCUUCCUGCAUGAAGAUUAAUAACACUGUCACUGAACUCAUAUACAUCAUGUAACGAUUCUGGUAAAUUAAUGCUUUGAGCCUCGAGGUACUAUUGUUAUGAACAGAAUCUUUGACUUUAUAUGUACAGUAUCUAUUAUUAUAUAAUCAUUUCUGGUAUACACACAAGUUGUCUUCACCUGAUGUCUUUUGGGUGUCAUUUUCAACAAACAGCACAAAGUAGACUUCUUGUCAAAGUGACUAUAUCAUAGUAGACAUAUUUGCUUGCAGACGGCUGACUUGUGUUGAGGCGGUGAUCUUUAUAGUGUGGUUUUAAGACCUGGCAUUAGUUUUUGCUGAGUCUCAGUGUUUGGGAAUAUUUUAAGUAUCCCAAGGUCAUUCCAGAGGCGUUUUCUGCUCCUGUUGAUAGACUCAGAACUCAGUGGUAGCACAACUGAAUGUUCAAUAUAUCAGUGGUCCGCUGACUUUCUAUAAGACAGUGCAUGCUACACAGUGAUUUGUCUUUGAAAUAAACGUGCUAUUUGUCCUGUACUUCAUUGGACCGUUUGUUACUUUGAUGAAAUGGAAUUUCGAAAACGUGUUUCACAUCAGAAGGAGCAAAUUUAUUUUAUUCUUCCACUCAGCACUUGUAAAUGAUGUAAUAUGUACAGAUUGUGUAUUUGCAUGUCUAUGGCAGUAGAUUCUGCAUGCUGAGUGAUUGAAACCAGUGGUAGAUUUGAGCUCCUGUGACAAUCUUUGUAUGAUUAGACUUUGCAUGAUUUGUCCAAUUUUUUUUUUUUUUUUGCAGUUUCUACAUAUUUCACAUUUGUUUUGGGAUGAAAAAUGAAGAGCAGUGUAAUUAAGGUUCUCGUUCAAUUUGUUUAAUCUGUUCACUCAGUUACUUUGGCUGUGGAAGAAAUUUAUGAUUUGAAAGUUUCCAGAAUAUUUAAAAAAUAUGCAAUCCGAGUUUAUAGCAACUUUUGGAAAGCCCAGGCGUUCUCCAAAUGGACCUUAUUAUGAAUUAUUAUGUAUAGUUCACCCAAAAAUGAUAAUUUUCUAAAAAUGUAUUCACCAUCAGGGUUCAGGCCAUUCAAGAUGUAGAUGAGUUAGUUUUUUCAGAUUCUGGUAAAUUUGACAUUACUUCACUCACUCACCAAUUCAUCCUCUGCAGUGAAUGGGUGCUGUCA